Messenger RNA from Sphenostylis stenocarpa, 615 nucleotides. The record is from the annotation of a GenBank genome assembly. NCBI's taxonomy places the organism in Eukaryota, Viridiplantae, Streptophyta, Magnoliopsida, Fabales, Fabaceae.
AUGGAGUGCGUAUUCGGAUUGGUUGGAAAUGGGUUCGCGAUCGUGGUGGCGGAUUCAUCGGCGGUGCACAGCAUCCUCGUCCACAAGUCCAACGAGGACAAGAUCAUGCUCCUCGAUUCUCACAAGCUCAUCGCCGCUAGCGGUGAACCCGGAGACAGGGUUCAAUUCACAGAGUACAUUCAGAAGAAUGUUGCCUUGUAUCAGUUCCGUAACGGUAUCCCUCUCACCACAGCCGCUGCCGCCAAUUUCACACGUGGUGAACUUGCCACCGCUCUACGCAAGAACCCAUACUCCGUGAACAUCCUUCUUGCUGGUUAUGACAAGGAGACCGGUCCUGAACUGUAUUAUAUUGACUACAUUGCAACCCUUCACAAGCUUGAAAAGGGGGCUUUUGGUUAUGGCUCCUAUUUUUCGCUCUCGAUGAUGGAUAGACACUAUCACAGUGGAAUGUCUGUUGAAGAAGCAAUUGAUCUCGUUGAUAAGUGCAUUAUGGAAAUCCGAUCCAGGCUGGUUGUUGCACCACCCAACUUUGUUAUUAAAAUUGUUGAUAAGGAUGGUGCAAGGGAGUAUGCAUGGCGUGAAUCGGUCAAGGACACUCCUAUUCCUUCAGCUUGA